This is a messenger RNA of Malania oleifera, 1415 nucleotides long. RefSeq names its product dof zinc finger protein DOF3.4-like. Gene Ontology annotation, biological process: regulation of DNA-templated transcription. Gene Ontology annotation, molecular function: DNA-binding transcription factor activity; DNA binding. The coding region runs from base 242 to 997 and encodes 251 amino acids. NCBI's taxonomy places the organism in Eukaryota, Viridiplantae, Streptophyta, Magnoliopsida, Santalales, Ximeniaceae. The record is from RefSeq and is a predicted model, not a curated record. The transcript has a single exon.
UCAAAUUUCAAUUACACGAGCCGAGGCCAUCCCCAGCCGACCAAAAUCGUAGGCGUCAGAAUCCUCAGUCUCUCUCUCUCUCCCUCUCUCUAUCUCAAUAAAGCCCCACUCCUCCCAACGCACCUCCUCCCCUCCUCGCUCUCCGUUUUCCAAAUUUUUGUCUCUUUCUCCCGUCCAAAACCCUGAAUUCGCCUGAACCCAUCAGCCCCUACACACUCAAUUAUCCCACCGUGAGUGUAAAAUGUCGUCGGAUGCCGGGGAACGGCGACCGCCGAGAUCCCAAUCCAUGGGAGGCGCCCACCCGCCGGAGCCGGAGCACCUCCCCUGCCCGCGCUGCGACUCCACCAACACCAAGUUCUGCUACUACAACAACUACAACCUCUCCCAGCCCCGCCACUUCUGCAAGGCUUGCCGCCGGUACUGGACCCAGGGCGGCACCCUCCGCAACAUCCCCAUCGGCGGCGGAACCCGAAAGAACUCCAAGCGUUCUCGCCCUACCACCACCGCCGCCGCCUCCAGUAAUUGUGCCAGUACCGGCGCAGCCACUUGUGGUUCAGCGACCCGCGACCCGGUACCCGCACCCGCCUCCGCGGUCGCGAUGCCUCCGUUGGUCAAGCCGGAGAUGUCCGUGCCGAGCGAUGCAAGCCUAAACGGGAACGUUCCUGGGAGCUUUACUUCGUUACUGAACACGCAGGGUUCGGGGUUCUUGGCUCUGGGCGGGAUGGGUCUUGGGGUUGGGCCCGGGUUCGACGACACCGGAUUCGGGUUGGGACGCGGAUUCUGGCAGUUCCCGGAGAUGGGCGAAGGCGUUGUCGGCGAUCACGGAAGCGCGGGUGCCGUAGCAGGCGGCGGCGCCUCCGGUUACGGCGCCUCUGCGAUUCCACCUUCUGCUUGCAACUCGUGGCAGUUAACAGGGGUUGAAAGCGGGUUCGGCGACGGCGAUUGCUUUUCUUGGCCGGACCUCGCCAUUUCCACGGCAGGCAAAGGUUUGAAGUGAUCGAUCGAUAGCAAGCUUUCCCUUUCGCAGGAAAAGCUUCUCUCCUUCCCUUCCCGUAUUUUCCCUGCUGGGUUUUUGUAUCCUGUUAGUGGGGUACUGUCAUCAGUCAUAUGUUGGGGUUUAAGCUCUCGCUCUCUCUCUCUCUCUCUCUGUGUCUGGUGUUUGUGGGUUUUUGUUUUUGGGGGCAUGGGUAUAGGGUGGUGGGUCUAAAAGAGACCAUAGUUUUUUUUUUUUUUUUUAACAAUGAGAGAUUUACUCAACUGGGAAAGAGGGUCUGCCAAUUUGGUAGUCAGAUCAGUGUGUUGAAGAUUUAGGGUUUUGUUUUCAUGUUUCUGUAUAUGUCUGUGUUUGCCUUGAACACAUGAUCUUUCUGCAAAACAAAGUGCAGAAAGAAAAUGACCAGUUUUCUUUUUGGGAA